Lactuca sativa (garden lettuce) is the source of this 1274-nucleotide messenger RNA. RefSeq names its product putative 12-oxophytodienoate reductase 11. Gene Ontology annotation, molecular function: FMN binding; oxidoreductase activity. Lineage: Eukaryota; Viridiplantae; Streptophyta; Magnoliopsida; Asterales; Asteraceae. The record is from RefSeq and is a predicted model, not a curated record.
GGAAAUAAUGCACAGAGAAUAAAAAUGAUUUUAAAGAUUCCAGGUGGGGUUAUAUAAAUGAGAGAUCUUGUAAGCAAGAUUCACAUAACAAUGGCAUCCACAAUUCCUCUUCUCACUCCAUACAAGAUGGGCAAGAUUAAUCUCUCCCACAGGGUUGUACUCGCACCCAUGACCAGAAAUAGAUCAUAUGGUAAUACCCCACAACCACAUGCGAUUUUGUAUUAUUCUCAAAGAGCCACCGAAGGAGGUCUCCUCAUCACCGAAGCAACUGGGGUCUCGGACACUGCCCAAGGGUAUCCUGAAACACCUGGAAUUUGGACGAAAGAUCAGGUCGAGGCAUGGAAACCGAUUGUAAAUGCUGUUCAUGAAAAAGGUGGCAUAAUCUUUUGUCAGAUUUGGCACGUAGGUCGUGUCUCAAACUAUGAAUUUCAACCCAAUGGUGAAGCUCCAUUAUCUUCAACCGACAAAGGAAUAACACCGGGAGUCGCCGGUGGAGCUUGGUCUCCUCCUCGUAAACUACGGUCCGAUGAAAUCCCAGCCUUGGUUAACGAUUUCAGACUCGCCGCACGUAACGCCAUUGAUGCAGGAUUUGAUGGUGUAGAGAUUCAUGGGGCAAAUGGAUACAUAAUCGAGCAAUUUCUGAAAGAUCAAGUGAAUGACAGAACCGAUGAGUACGGCGGAACCCUAGAAAACAGGUGUCGAUUCGCCUUAGAAAUUGUAGAAGCGGUGGCGAAUGAGAUCGGAGGCGACAGAGUUGGUAUAAGGCUAUCCACAUUCGCGAAUUACAUGGAAUGCGAAGAUUCUAACCCUGAAGCUCUUGGGCUUUACAUGGCGAAUGCACUUAACAAGUAUGAGAUCCUUUAUCUCCAUGUAAUUGAGCCCAGGAUGGUGGAAGCUGAUACAUUAUAUGAUACCCCAUAUAGUACUCUUCCGAUGAAGAAAGCUUUCAAGGGGACGUUUAUUAGCUCCGGCGGCUAUAAGAGAGACGACGCCAUCAACGCCGUCGCCGACAGCAAGACGGAUUUGGUUGCAUUUGGGCGGCUUUUCUUGGCAAAUCCGGAUUUGCCUAAGCGGUUUGAAAUUGGUGCGGGUCUUAAUAAGUAUGACAGGAAUACUUUUUAUACCCAAGAUCCGAAGCUCGGGUAUACGGAUUAUGCAUUUCUUGAGGUGUGAACGUGUGAUGUGUGAUUUGGAAAAAAAUGACGUAUGUAAUUUGGAAAAUAUUAUAUUUUUCCUUUUCUUUUGCUAUAAAAAUACAUAAUUCUUUUCUGUUA